This is a messenger RNA of Medicago truncatula (barrel medic), 1420 nucleotides long. Its product is annotated as UPF0481 protein At3g47200. The transcript has a single exon. The record is from RefSeq and is a predicted model, not a curated record. NCBI's taxonomy places the organism in Eukaryota, Viridiplantae, Streptophyta, Magnoliopsida, Fabales, Fabaceae. Bases 4 to 1260 code for a protein of 418 amino acids.
AAUAUGUCACUCUCCAGCUUGGUUAUUGAUAUCAAUGCCAUGCUCGACAAAGCAGAGUCACCUUCAACCGAUGACUGUUGCAUCUAUAAGGUCCCUUAUGUUAUUCGCAGACACAACAAAGACGCAUACACCCCCACUGUCGUUUCCAUUGGCCCCUUUCACCACGGUCACCCCCAGCUCCAAAACAUGGAAAGUCAGAAACUCAUUUACUUCAAGGAUUUUCUCCAAAGAACCAAGGCAUGUUUAAACGACUUAGUCUGCUACAUAGAAUCUAUCUUAUCUGAUUUCAAACGUUGUUAUUCUGAAACCCUACCAUUUUCUCAUGAUGAACUUGUUAAGUUAAUUUUAAUAGAUUCCGCUUUUAUAAUUCAACUUUUUUGGAGAGACUAUUAUGAAGGGCGUCUCUUUAAACCUUUGUUAGAUACUGGUAUAACAGACGAUUUAAUGUUACUUGAAAAUCAGCUUCCCUUUUUCGUUAUUGAAAAAAUUUACAGUCUUUCAUUGACUAAUGAUCCCAACACUAUGAUACAAUAUUCUUUUCUUAGACUCACUAUUCAUUAUUUUGGUUAUUACAAUAAAUCAAAAUUGGAUUUUGAUAAGGGUGAUAUUAGUAUAAGGCACUUCACUGAUCUGAUUAGGAUAUUUCAUUUGCAACAUCCUAUUGAAAGUCGGCCGAGUAGAGACAUGUUCGACGAACAGAAGAUAAGUCUACCCGGUGCAACUGAAUUGUUAGAAGCUGGAGUUAGGUUUAAAGUGAAUACUAAAAGUAAGUGUUUACUUGACUUGAGGUUUUCGGGAGGAGUUCUUGAAAUUCCUCAAUUAACGGUUGACGAUAGGACUGAAAUUUCGUUUCGAAAUAUGGUUGCUUUGGAGCAGUGUCAUUACCCUGAUGAUUCAUAUAUCACUGAUUAUGUUGCUGUCAUGGAUUACCUUAUAAAUACUGGUACGGAUGCUGAUAUACUUGUUCGGAACGAAAUACUGCAUAAUAUGCUUGCGGAUAGUGAUUCUGUGGCUAACUUGUUUAAUGGUCUUUGGAAAAAUGUUACACAAUCUAAUAUCAGUUCUCAUUUCUCUAUUCUAUGCAAAGACUUAAAUGCUUUUUGUAAGAAUCCUUGGCAUAAGUUGAAGGCUACUCUCAGGCGUGAUUAUUGCAAAACUCCUUGGCAAACUGCUGCUUCCAUUGCUGGAAUCUUACUACUUUUUCUCACUUUACUUCAAUCAGUUUGUUCUGUCUUGCAAGUUGUACAACAAGCCUCCUAGUGAUUUCUUUCAUUGUUGAGUUCAUAAUUAUUUCUAUUAGUAUUAUUUUCAAUGUACGUUGUUUGUUUCAAUGGUUUCAUUAUCUUUUUGUGUUGCAUUAGAUUGAAAUUGUAAUUUCAUAUAAAUGGGUGUUCUGUUAAAUAAAAAAGCAUAUUGAUCA